Uranotaenia lowii is the source of this 1098-nucleotide messenger RNA. RefSeq lists its product as uncharacterized. Gene Ontology annotation, molecular function: nucleic acid binding. The record is from RefSeq and is a predicted model, not a curated record. The transcript has a single exon. Bases 1 to 1098 code for a protein of 365 amino acids. Gene Ontology annotation, biological process: DNA integration. Lineage: Eukaryota; Metazoa; Arthropoda; Insecta; Diptera; Culicidae.
AUGACCAGAUUCUUAAUCCCGAAAGCCGUUUGGGAAACCAUUGCGAUCGACUUUAACGGUCCAUAUGCAAUCUUUGGGGGUAUCUAUAUUUUGGUGAUUGUAGACUACAGGUCCCGUUAUGUAAUAGCUAAACCAGUAAAAUCGACGAAUUGUGAUUCUGUAAAAAGGGUGCUGGAUGAAAUAUUUAAAAGAGAAGGUUUCCCUCGGUCGAUCAAAUCGGAUAACGGUCCUCCGUUUAGUAGUGAAGAGUUCAAAAGAUAUUGCUCCCAAAGAGGUAUUCGGAACAUAUUCUCUACUCCGCUUUUUCCUCAGCAGAACGGACUGGUUGAAAGCUGUAUGAAGCUUAUCAACAAAGCGAUGAUUGUCGCGGUUUCAAACCAGUCAUCUUAUGUGGAGGAGCUCCAGUUGGCAGUUGAGGCUUACAAUUCAGCUGCACACUCAAUCACCGCCGUCCCUCCCGAAGAGUUGAUGUCAGGGCGUAAAAUACGCAGAGGUCUUCCCUUGUUGCAAUACGCCAAGGUCAACCAUGACGACGACGCGAUUGAUAAACGCGAUACGGCUGCGAAACUGAGGGUAAAAUGCCUAGAGGAUAGCAAACGAUCUGUGAGAGAAUGCCGAAUUAAGGAAGGCGAUGUUGUCAUAACGCAGCCACAGGCCAGAAAGAAAGGGGACGCAAGAUUUUCAACGACUCGAUAUACGGUUGUUAGUGAAGAAAAGGGCAAGCUCAUACUGACAGACGACCAGGGUAAUAAUCUAUCGCGACACGUUUCACAGGUCAAAAGAGUGGGACAUUGGCGUCAACCUUAUCGGAAAGACGCUUCUACGGAGGAGCUAACAAGAAGCUCGGAGGAACUCGAAACAAAUGUUCCGGGAAACUCACGUGCUACGAGAGAAAGAAAAGCGCCGGGUUAUCUAAGCGAAUACGUUUUAGUCGUGGAGCAGAGACCGAGAAAUUUGCUUUGGGAUGAGGAUGAAGAUCGAUUUUGGGACCAAGAGUUUGUCAAUUUAGCUGAACAAUACGAUGAUGAACGCGCGACGUUUGCAGACCUAAAAAUUCGCCUUUGGGAUGAACAGUCAGAGGAAGGGAGUGAUCACUAA